UCACAAAGAAUGAAAAAAACAGCCAGAAAGAAUUGAGAUCAGCUGUGGAAGAAUAGCUAAUGCAAUUCCUAAUGAAAGCCGAAAUCCAAUCGAGGGGAUGUACAAAGAAGAUAAGGACUAUAUACUUACGUUUUAUAAAGGUGAGGUUGGGGAGUUAAAUAAUGGCUCAGAGCGAUCUUUCCAAAAGAGAAAGAAAUUUGAGGCACGAAAAAACGAUGAAAGACAGACGUGAGGAAUAGGGAUGACGAAACCUUCUAACUGCAAAGAGGCGGAAUUUUUUGGACGCCGUUCAACUGAAGCUUUAUAUACGUAGGAGAUUUUUUUUUUUUUUUUGACAGAAACCUAAGUUAAUUUGUUAGUAUUACAAAUUUACUACGGAGUAUUGAGGAAUCCAAGUCAGUAAAUUGCGUUAUCGCGUGGUUAACUUCUAAUUCGGAUUCCCUCUUCCUAUGCGUGCCCCAAUCGACGCCGGUUAACGUGGUUCACCUGGUCCGGUGUUUUCUCGCCGUCCGACCAAUACUUGUUUUUCUUCUUGAAAUAUGGUUGAAUGAAUUGGAAUUGGCACUUUUUAAAUUCGACCUAGACAUUCCUAUCCUAUCUUUUAUAGACCUCUUUUACAGUUACUUUGAGACGAAUCCAUUUCUUAAGCGAUCCGCACCGUUUCUUACAAUUAAACAAGCAAUUACUGUAAUACGGAGUAUAUGUGAAAGCGUGAGUUGUAAACAAUCCUGUAAGAUAUUAGGGCCUCUUAUUAGAAUCGGAGGAGCUAUGUAUAUAGAGGAAGCGAAGGCAGCAACAACGGUUAGGGAAGAGGCGGAGGUUAUGGGAGUUGAGGAGGCCGAACCUUCGCCUGGUAAUGGGGAAAUCGUGUGCAGGGACGAGGGGAGCAUUUUAGCGGCGGAUUCGAGACGAGCUUUGAUAGGCGUCGCAGCUCGAGCUCUGUUUUAUCCCACUUUGCUGUAUAAUCUUGUUAGAAACAGGAUCCAAACGGAGUUCAGAUGGUGGGACUGGAUUGAUGAGUUUGUAUUGCUAGGUGCUAUCCCUUUCCCAUCUGAUGUGAAGCGGCUAAAACAGCUUGGUGUUUUUGGUGUUGUUACCAUGAAUGAGCCAUAUGAGACACUAGUUUCAACUUCUUUAUAUCAGGAGCCCCAGCAUGGCAAGAUAUAUAAGUAUAUAACUUUCCCAACCAUCACUUCAUCCAAUGGUGAAACUAGUGGUAUCUUUCUGCUUAUCCUUUUCUUUUCUAACCUAUUCUGUAUAUACUCCGUAUUAAACUAUUAAUGUGAAGUUGCUACUAUCUAUAUGUUGUAGGCUCAAGGUAUUCGUAAUCUGGUUCUUCCAACAAGAGAUUAUAUGUUUGCACCUUCACUGGCUGAUAUAUUUCGAGCUGUAGACUUCAUCCAUGAGAAUGCAUCACAUGGACAAAGGACAUAUGUGCAUUGUAAGGCUGGCAGAGGGCGUAGUACGACAGUUGUGUUAUGCUAUUUGGUUAGGUACAAGCAGAUGACACCAAAUGAUGCUUAUGAUUAUGUGAAAGCAAUACGGCCAAGGGUGUUGUUGGCCUCAUCCCAGUGGAAGGCAGUCCAGGAAUUCUAUCAUCAUCUGAUGAUGAAGACGGGUAGCACAUACUCCUUGACCUUCUCUAUCACUAGUAGCCCCGGGCUCGUAUCUACAAAAAAUCUGUCGCCAUUUGAUGAUAGCUCUGUGUUAGUAAUAACUGAUGCAGAUCUCGAGGGAUAUGAUCCCAAUCAUGUGCUUGUGGCUGCAAGAAAUCAGAUAUGGUCUGAUCUUAGUAUGGUUUGGCGGUUUCGAAUUUCUAGUUUGGCAGCGUUGUCCAGAGUUUCUUGUCUUUGGCUCCAUUGCCAACAUCAUUUAAAGAUCCCCGGCUAAGGCCUAUUCAAUUAUGGGGCUUCAGCUUUCUGUAUUAAUUUGUGUUUGUAAAUCUUCGUUGUAUUUAUUAGAAUAUAAUAGAUGCAACUGACACAUACGGCUUAUCUUCUAUUUGAACCCUGGAUAACUGUAUAUAUAUGAAUCGUGUUCUGCUAGCUUCAUCCUUGUCUGGUUUUCAUUAUGAAGCAUGGAUUGGAACUCGAAUUGGAAUUGCUGUAUAGAAUUUUUACCAAACCAUGACUUACCAUGUCACAUUGUCA
Messenger RNA from Cuscuta epithymum, 2150 nucleotides. The record is from the annotation of a GenBank genome assembly. NCBI's taxonomy places the organism in Eukaryota, Viridiplantae, Streptophyta, Magnoliopsida, Solanales, Convolvulaceae.